GGUGACGAGUGGUAAUAUUUGAGAAGUUUUACAAAGGAAUACAAAGAAUGAUAAAAGGAAAAACAAAGGAUCCUUAAAUUCCUCACACGCUGCUUGGUUACUCUGCUCUAAGUUGUAGGGACAUUUGUUUGGCUGCUGGCGAGGUGUAGUGAAGGUUCUGGCUUGUCUGAGGUGAGAGGAGUGCCUGUGCGUACGUGGAGAUUAAUUAAUGAGCUCUCUGUGUCGCCUCGUCCUCUCUGGCACAAGGAAGCUUAACCCUUUCACUGCGAUACGAAACAAUUAAUCAACAGGAACAGAAGUGACGCGGAAUCUCUUUAUAAGCAUCUACAAGAUUGGAGGUGGCUGUGGAAAAAAGUAAGGAUGUCUCAGUCAUUAGUAGUUGAAGAAGGAUCUACCAAACAGCAGUCAAAGGGUUGAUAUAUAUGCAGGCCUUUAAAAAUGUAGAUAAAUAAAUCAAAUAAUAAAUGUAUGGCUCAAAUAUUGCUCUGAAUUCAUGUGGUAUUCUUGAGCCUUCCCUUCCAGCUGUUAUUUUCCCUUCAGGUAGUCUGGGAAGCGGGAAGGCAGCGAGGGAGCGGCCCGGCGUAAGGAAGGGAUGAUAGAGGUGUCUGUGGCGGUGGUGGUGGUGGUGGUGGUAACGGUCGCUAUCCGGCGGUGUGUGGCACGCAGGGGGCGGGGUGCCAGGCCACGUGGAGGACUUAUAGUGAUGGCACGGGCGGCAGCGGUUAGUGUGGCGCGGUGGGCGUGUGUGUGACUCCACCUCACUCUUGCAGGCGCGGCGAUCAUGGAGUGUGUGUGCUCGCAGCCUUCCUCCCUGGGCGCCAUGUCCGGGGCGCGCCGCUACUUCGUGUUCCUGGUGGCCAUGGCGGAGACGAUGCUGUGGUCCGGCACGAUCUUCGGCUGGGCGUCCCUUGUGCACGUCCUCAAGGUGCAGGGCGUGUACUCCAACCUGUGUCCGGACCACGCCCACACGCCCGCCCACAACACCACGACCCACACUCCUCUCAGCCACAACAAGACAGGCGUGGUGUGUGGGGCGCAGGAUGACAGGAUGGCGCUGCUUUACACGGUGGCCUGCGUCGUGUAUUCCACCCCUGGUAUCUUCAUCGGCUACUCCCUGCACCACUUCGGCCUGGCCUUCACGAGGGUCAUGGGCGGCCUCAUGGUGUCCUGCGGCUUUAUCCUGCUAUCCCUCACCACGGCAGCCACGCCGGACUACCUGUGGGGCGCGACAAUCCUGCUGUCAGUGGGUGGCAAUACCAUCAGGAUGUCUGGACUGCAGUUCGGCAAUCUGUUUCCCGAAGGGCGCAACACAGCCAUGGCCAUCAUCAGCGGGGUCUUCACUCCUUCUGCGGGGAUUAUGACCCUCCUGCAGACGAUGUACGAGAACGGGAUGGACUGGAGCUACAUCUGCUGGGUGUUCGCUGCCGCCUCCUCGCUGGUGGUGGUGGCGACGCCCUUCAUCCCGCGCCACCACAUCCCCGUCUCCAUGCAGCCCGUGAGCAAGGAAGAUCCGGACGAGAAGAAGGAGGAGGGGGAUGAGGUCAGCCUAAGGAGGAGCAUUUUCUCGCUGUCCUCGCUGCUGCACGCCUACUGGGUCUUCAUCAACCUGCUCGGCGUGACGCUCUUCAACACUCACUUCAACACCUGGAUCAACAGAUUUGCCACCACGGACGACGAAGUGGGUCUGUACUCUCGCCUCUUCGGUCUGGCCAACAUCCUGUGUGUGCUGGUCACGCCCCUGCCUGGCAUCACUAUGGAUCUCCUCACACGCAGGUUCCAGAAAGGUAAGAGCGGCAUGUUGGCCCACCUGGCGUCCUUACAAGCCAUGAUACUACCUAUGCUCUUCGUCACCAUGAGCGUCACCAUCCAGACUACCAUGCUCCUCUUCCGCUCCCCCUGGGCCGUCUACAUAGGCCUACUGUGUCUCAUGCUCAAUAGGCCUUCCUGUCUUGCCGUCGGGAACCCCUUCGUCAGAGCGCGGUUCCCCGCUGACCACUUCAACAGACUGAUCGGAAUUCAAAGCACCGUCCUUUCCUUGUUUACCUUCAUCCAGUACCCGCACUUCACCUGGGCCCAGCACGCCUACUACACGACAUUUGGCCUCACUGUGGCAGCCAUCGCUCUCAGUUUUAGCCAUCCACUUCACCUUCUUAGCAAAUCCUACCUCAAACGUGCCUUGCCGCCUGCACCUGUUGAAGUAUAGUGCAGGUGUGUAGGUGUGUAAGUGUGUGUGUAUAUGUAUGUGUGUGUGUAUGGUGAAAGGUAUAUUAUUAUGCAUAUUUUUUAUACUCAGGUCAAUACAAGUAUGUGUAGAAUUUAUGUAUAAGUAUUUUAGUAAUUUUUUUUUUUCUCUCGUCCUUAGGUUUACGAAUUUAUGUAUCCGUUAUUUUUGUAAGCGGUUGAUACAAACGUAGACUCGGGAACAACAAAGGGGGGAGAGGGAAACGGGUUUUUUUUUUUUUUAUUAGUGUUCCCUUGAGAUAUACGCGCAUAGAAAAUGGGAAAUAAAUAUGUGUAAAAAUAUAA
This is a messenger RNA of Scylla paramamosain (green mud crab), 2526 nucleotides long. RefSeq names its product equilibrative nucleobase transporter 1-like. Gene Ontology annotation, molecular function: transmembrane transporter activity. Lineage: Eukaryota; Metazoa; Arthropoda; Malacostraca; Decapoda; Portunidae. Gene Ontology annotation, biological process: transmembrane transport. The record is from RefSeq and is a predicted model, not a curated record. Bases 782 to 2203 code for a protein of 473 amino acids. The transcript is spliced from 9 exons.